AUGCCCAAAUCUGGGUUCACAAAAUCAGUUCAUAGUGAAAAUUCUGACAGUGACAGCAAUAUGGUAGAAAAACCAUGUGGAAGAAAGAGUAAAGACAAGAUUGCAUCCUAUAGCAAAACACCAAAAAUUGAUCAAGGUGAUGUGGUCAAGGAGAUGAAGGAGAAAUCAUCUAUGAAACGUAAACUGCCUUUUACCAUUAGUCCAUCAAGAAAUGAAGAACGAGAUUCAGACACGGAGAAAGAAGGUCCAGAAAAGAAGAAGGCAAAAAAAGAAGCUUCAAAUAAGAAAUCCACCCCAGUUAGCAUUCUCUUUGGUUAUCCACUUUCGGAACGAAAGCAAAUGGCACUUCUUAUGCAGAUGACAGCAAGAGACAACAGUCCAGAUUCUAUACCAAAUCAUCCAUCACAAACAACACCAACUCAAAAAAAGCUUCCAAGUUCCUCAUCUCGACAAAAAGAUAAAAUUAAUAAGAGAAAUGAACGUGGUGAAACUCCUUUACAUAUGGCAGCUAUUCGAGGAGAUGUGAAACAAGUCAAAGAGUUAAUAAGUUUAGGGGCAAAUGUGAAUGUGAAAGAUUUUGCAGGUUGGACGCCUCUGCAUGAAGCUUGCAAUGUUGGAUAUUAUGAUGUUGCUAAGGUACUCAUAGCAGCUGAAGCAGAUGUUAACACACAAGGACUAGAUGAUGACACUCCACUCCAUGAUUCUGCUAGUAGUGGGCACAGAGAUAUAGUGAAACUAUUACUUCGUCAUGGUGGAAAUCCAUUUCAAGCCAAUAAGCAUGGGGAAAGUCCAGUGGAUGUGGCAGAAACAGAGGAAUUGGAAUUACUACUCAAAAGAGAGGUGCCUUUAUCUGAUGAUGAUGAAAGCUGCCUGAGGCUGCCUGAGGAUGAUCCAGAGUGCCCGCUCCUCUACAGCCCAGGGGCUGCUGGGAUGAAGCACAUCAAAGGGAACCGCUUGCAGAAGACAGACUCUGGGCUGGACAGUGGCCAGAAGAUGACUAAGCUGGGUGUCAUAGCCGGGCCCUUCUUUGAAUUUGAUGCUGGAUCUUGUGCUCACUCCUUUCUCCAGUCCAGCCUUGUCAACCCUACAGCAACGUAA
Molecule: messenger RNA, 1098 nt
Organism: Elephantulus edwardii (Cape elephant shrew)
Lineage: Eukaryota; Metazoa; Chordata; Mammalia; Macroscelidea; Macroscelididae
Product: ankyrin repeat domain-containing protein 12-like
Exons: 2
Coding region: 1-1098 (365 amino acids)
Cellular component (GO): nucleoplasm
Molecular function (GO): protein binding
Source: RefSeq, a predicted model, not a curated record